GGGCUGGGCUAACGUUGGCGUUUCUUCUUUCAACUUCGGAUUGUCGCAGCGCCAUUUUGAAUGAGCCGCAAUCGCUCGUGUGUGUCUGGGAAGUAAGGCUGCUUGUAGGCCACCUGGCCAUCUGUCCUGGGUGUCCUUGUCUUGUUUCCAUAGACACACGCAGAGAGGUAGCCACUUAUAAGUCUAGGCCAGUUCAAGGAGAUGAUGUUAAGAGGAAACCUGAAGCAAGUGCGCAUUGAGAAGAACCCGGCCCGCCUUCGCGCGCUCGAGUCUGCGGCGGGCGACAGCGAGCCCGCGGCCAUGGAAAAACCCGUGGCCCCGGAGGACCGCCCGGAGGAGGAGAUGGGCUUCACUAUCGACAUCAAGAGCUUCCUUAAGCCGGGCGAGAAGACUUACACGCAGCGCUGCCGCCUGUUCGUGGGGAACCUGCCCACCGACAUCACAGAAGAGGACUUCAAGCGGCUCUUCGAGCGCUACGGCGAGCCCAGCGAGGUCUUCAUCAACCGGGACCGCGGUUUCGGCUUCAUCCGCCUGGAAUCCAGAACACUGGCUGAAAUCGCAAAAGCAGAACUGGAUGGCACCAUUUUGAAGAGCAGACCCCUUCGAAUUCGCUUUGCUACACAUGGAGCAGCUCUAACUGUCAAGAACCUUUCUCCAGUUGUUUCCAAUGAGCUUCUAGAGCAAGCAUUUUCCCAGUUUGGCCCAGUAGAGAAAGCCGUUGUGGUUGUGGAUGAUCGUGGUAGAGCUACGGGAAAAGGUUUUGUAGAAUUUGCCGCAAAACCUCCUGCACGAAAGGCUCUGGAGAGGUGUGGUGAUGGGGCGUUCUUACUAACAACGACCCCUCGUCCUGUCAUUGUGGAGCCUAUGGAGCAGUUUGAUGAUGAAGACGGCUUGCCAGAGAAGCUAAUGCAGAAAACUCAGCAAUAUCAUAAGGAAAGAGAACAGCCACCACGCUUUGCUCAACCUGGGACAUUUGAAUUUGAGUAUGCAUCUCGAUGGAAGGCUCUUGAUGAGAUGGAAAAGCAGCAGCGUGAGCAGGUUGAUAGAAACAUCAGAGAAGCCAAAGAGAAGCUGGAGGCAGAAAUGGAAGCAGCUAGGCACGAACACCAGUUAAUGCUAAUGAGGCAAGAUCUAAUGAGACGUCAGGAAGAACUAAGACGCUUGGAAGAACUCAGAAACCAAGAGCUACAAAAACGGAAGCAAAUACAACUUAGACAUGAAGAAGAACAUCGUCGUCGUGAGGAAGAGAUGAUCAGACACAGAGAACAAGAGGAAUUGAGACGACAGCAAGAAGGCUUUAAACCAAACUAUAUGGAAAAUAGAGAACAGGAAAUGAGAAUGGGUGAUAUGGGUCCCCGUGGAGCAAUAAACAUGGGAGAUGCGUUUAGCCCAGCACCUGCUGGUAACCAAGGUCCUCCUCCAAUGAUGGGUAUGAAUAUGAACAACAGAGGAACUAUACCUGGCCCACCAAUGGGUCCUGGUCCUGCCAUGGGACCAGAAGGAGCUGCAAAUAUGGGAACUCCAAUGAUGCCAGAUAAUGGAGCAGUGCACAAUGAUAGAUUUUCCCAAGGACCACCCUCCCAGAUGGGCUCUCCUAUGGGGAGUAGAGCAAGUUCUGAGACCCCUCAAGCACCGAUGACUGGUGUGGGUCCCGUGAGUGGUGGUCCUGGUGGCUUUGGUAGAGGCAGUCAAGGGGGAACCUUCGAAGGUCCUAAUAAGCGUCGUAGAUAUUAAACAUUCUUUUGUUCCUGACUCCCUAGAAACAAAAUUCAGUGGUAUGCCUUUACACUUUUACUUGUUACCUGGAAGAAAUGGUUUUAUUGUUAAUGUAUGUGUAGACUGAAAACUCUUUCUUUUGUAAAAAUUGAGGUUUUGUAUUUUUCUUUAUUCGUAAGCUUUGUAGAUUAGAAUGGUAGUGAUGAUACACAUCAUUGUGAAUGUUAAAAUAUGUUUGUGACUUUAGCUGACUAUAGCUAUGCCAUAGUACUGUGAAAUCUAUGUAGUUACUUUAUCUCAAUAAAGAAAUCAUUUUGAGUAAUUUAAGAUGUUAUUAGUGGUAUUCUCUUAUGGUUUUACUAAGCUUUGCUGUAACAGUGAUUCCUUGGUUGCUUUAACUAAUCCCAGCCAUUUAAAAAUGCAAAAAUGAUUUUGCUCUUUUUGUGCAAGUAGCUCUGAAGUUAGAAACUUAGUGAAAGCUAAUGUCAAUACAGAUACGUGGAUUAGUAUAUUUGGGGGUGGGAGUGCAUGGGAGUUUAAUUUGUGUAACCCAUUGAUGUUCUGUGAAAUUGGAGUUGCUGCCUACAUUUCAUAAAGAUUCUGAAUAUUCAGAUAUUCUGAAAAGGAAGGGUAUCUUUGUCCUGUGCUGCUUUUCCAAAUAAAUCUUUUGAAUCUUGAAAAAACUGUUUGAAGGCAAAUCUCUUUUGCUUAUAAAAUAUCUAGUUUGUAAUUUUAUCUACCAACAUUUAUUU
Molecule: messenger RNA, 2468 nt
Organism: Fukomys damarensis (Damara mole-rat)
Lineage: Eukaryota; Metazoa; Chordata; Mammalia; Rodentia; Bathyergidae
Gene: Pspc1
Product: paraspeckle component 1
Exons: 9
Coding region: 202-1734 (510 amino acids)
Biological process (GO): regulation of DNA-templated transcription
Cellular component (GO): nucleus
Molecular function (GO): RNA binding
Source: RefSeq, a predicted model, not a curated record